GCUGCACACGACACCACUGACGUGCCUGGCGUUCGAUGUGGUAGCCUCGCUGAGUUCGAGCUCCCGCCUUAGGCGAGAAACUCGACGGCGAUGGCAACUGCCCCAUCGCAGGCUGCUGAGGCCCAGGCCCAGGCCACCGGGCAAGCAGAGGAGGCGGUGGCCCCAGUGGCGAAAGCCAAGGCCAAGGCCGCCACCUCCGCUGCUGCCCCUUUGGCUGGAAAGGCGGAUAAGCCCAAGGCCCUGAAGGCCGCAGAGCGAAGCCGGGCCUGGCCCCCGCUCCCUCAGAUCCCUUCCACAGUAGCAGCACAAGAUUCGGCAGCCAUGGUGGCGGCGAGGGCGGAGGAGGAGCUGGAGGACACAGACUGCAAGUACCUUGACGACUGCCUCGACUACGACGACGACGACGACGACGACGACGACAACAACAACGGCAACUACGACAACUAUGACUGUGAGGACAUGGACCUGGACGAGGAAGAAGAGGAGAAUGAAGAGGCUGCGGUGGGGGUGGCGACGGGGGCGGUGGCCUCGGGGGAGGCGGAAGCCGCCGUAAGCUUCAACUGGGCGAUGAACCGCAGCAACAACCCACGCAGCAACAACCCACGCAGCAACAUCGACAUGUCUCUGGAUGAAAUCAUAAGGCUCCAGCGGAAGAAGCAGUCCCAGGGCCAAGCUUAUCGAGAUAAAAGGAGAGAGUACCAGUAUGCCACAAACAGAAACCAGGCUUACAACCAGAAAUCUGAAUUUUACAAUGGACCCCAGCGAUUAAGGAAGUGGUUUGGACGCCAGAAUAAUUACAGAAGAACCAUUCAGAAUUCCUACAAGCCAAGGCCAUUUCCUCCCAUCACCAGGCGGAUCCCAGGUGACAGAAACAAUGCAGCUUCUGAGGACAUUGGCCACAACGAAUCAACAAGUAGGCACUACAAGAACCACCCCAGCCGCCAUGAGAGAAUGGGAAGACAGCUGAGUCUUGGACCAUCGGGCAAACCAUUGCCAAGAGAUGGAAGAAGCCCUUCAGAGGCUUCAAGAUCAGCUGUUGUUGGUGAAGCGUUGGCUGACAGAAUGAUGAAGCAGAAGCAGCAGAGGGAGAAUAAAGUGAAUCAGAACCGGGGGAUACCACCACACAAAGUGAGGACAUCUGACGGGAAAUCUCCAAGCAGGAGCAGCUAUUCUGGUAGGUACCAAGUCCAGAUGAAACCCGGAUCAAUCCUCACGGUUUGUGUUGCCAAUCCUCAAGCGGUCCAAAAUAAGCAUGACAGAUACAAAAGAAAUGAUGGGGAAAGUUCAUUUCCAAAGGAUAGAUGGAACUCAUCUAGGACUGAGAAAUUUCAGCCCAAAGGGAUCUCCCUGAGAUACAAUUUCCGGGCCGUUGCCAAUCAGACGAAAAUUACCCUCAACGAGAGAUUCUCUGGCCUGAAGAUCAUCAAAGGGAAUUUCACAAUUACCAAACCUGGGAACAGAACUGUCACACUGCCUUAAAUGUUCACAGUAGUUAUGAUAAUACUGCCAGUGAUUGCUUAAUGCUUUUGUUUUCCCAGAGAUAGAGUGAUUUUUCUCCCAAUAGUUCGCUAACAUAGAUUUUCCACUUUCCAGAAAAUUGCUUAUGCUGCAGUCUCAGUAAUCCAUUUCCAGUCAUGUGUAUACAUACACCCCGAGGAACAAAGUCCCUGAGGGCUCUCUAUUCGUGUUCCUUUACUAGAAAAGUUGUCAGGUGAGAUAGGAGACAGAAGGGGUGAACCAUCUGCAUGGUGUCUGGCCGUAGCAUAGUUGUGCUUUCCUCUUUCGAUGCCCUGUAGCAGUAGAGAGGGCACUUUCUCUAUGAAUUUACUUGUUCGUUAAAACUGAGGAACCCAUUUCAGAUCCUGCUCCAUCAUUAGAAUAAAUGUCCACACGGGCUGUUCUGUCCAUGACCUUGGCAGGGCUGAACUUAAAUGUCUACAUGUGGGACAGACCAUGAGGUAUUUCUUUUGACGUUGUGGCAUUGAACCUUGACAUAGCUUUGUAGAGAUUUAGAGGAUGGAGCAUUGUCUGCUAUGUGUAAACAAAUUAAAUAAAGUCUUUGGAAACCA
Dromiciops gliroides (monito del monte) is the source of this 2069-nucleotide messenger RNA. RefSeq names its product UAP56-interacting factor-like. The record is from RefSeq and is a predicted model, not a curated record. Gene Ontology annotation, molecular function: mRNA binding. NCBI's taxonomy places the organism in Eukaryota, Metazoa, Chordata, Mammalia, Microbiotheria, Microbiotheriidae. The transcript has 10 exons. Gene Ontology annotation, biological process: mRNA export from nucleus. Bases 91 to 1479 code for a protein of 462 amino acids.